Molecule: messenger RNA, 4568 nt
Organism: Hemibagrus wyckioides
Lineage: Eukaryota; Metazoa; Chordata; Actinopteri; Siluriformes; Bagridae
Gene: tfeb
Product: transcription factor EB
Exons: 9
Coding region: 315-1910 (531 amino acids)
Biological process (GO): positive regulation of DNA-templated transcription; humoral immune response; regulation of transcription by RNA polymerase II
Cellular component (GO): nucleus
Molecular function (GO): protein dimerization activity; DNA-binding transcription factor activity, RNA polymerase II-specific; RNA polymerase II cis-regulatory region sequence-specific DNA binding
Source: RefSeq, a predicted model, not a curated record
AGGGCUUCAUGCAUGACUAAGGCUUUUCCUGUUGGUAUUUCUCUCUCUUUAUUUUCCACUGCUCUGGCUCACGAGUGUGGCUGCCUCCACCAGCUCCGACAGCGUUAAAGUGAGCAGUCCCCAUAUCAAUGCUCAUUGUGAGCUCUUUAGACAGCGUCAGUUCAGUGACCAGAUCUCAGUCAAGAAGGGUUGCAGUGAUGCGUUGCAGAUAAUACAACAAUUUACAACUUCGAUUUGUGACUUUUUUGACAUUUUUGUUACUUUUGGUCUUAUUUUUGGAUUCAAUACACAACUUUUGAAUCUGAUUAUUAUGGAUGGCUGGGACUCUUGAAUACACAAGGCCAGUUAUCACACCAUCUUUCGGGCUGGACUGUGCGGCAGCUGCUCGGCCCCCACGCCCCCCUGCCAUGGUGUCCCGCGUAGGCAUGCGCCAGCUGCUCAUGCGUGAUCAAAUGCAGCAGGAGGAGCAGCGGGAGCGCCAACGUCACCUGCACCACAUGCAACAACGGGCACCUGGACCUCCUGCUCCCACGCCUGCCAUCAACGCUCCUGUGCACUUCCCAGCACCGAUGCAGGUGCCUGUUGAGGUGCUAAAGGUACAAACCCAUCUGGAGAACCCCACCGACUACCACAUCCGCCAGUCUCAGAGGCAGCAGGUAAAGGAGUACCUGUCCAGUACCUUUGCCCCCAAGCAAGCCGUCCAUGCUGCAGCCGGUGUAGUCCACCCCUCUCCACCCAGCAUGGCACAGUGCCAGUCAGCUGGUGCUGUGCAACCCUUGCCAUCACCAUGUGCAUCACAGCUCAUCACCUCAGCAGGGAACAGUGCCCCCAACAGUCCUAUGGCCUUGUUGAAAAUCAGCUGCAGCCAUGAGAAAGAGAUGGAAGAAGUGAUUGAGGAUAUCAUCAGCAUGCAGUCCAGCUAUGAUGACAUACAAAAUUAUCCUGACUCUGUGGUACAGAUGCCAAACACACUCCCUCUGUCCAGCAGCCAUUUGGACGUGUACACUGGGCCAGGCAUGGCAGGUCCUACCAUCGGCAUGACUAGCAACUCCUGCCCUGCCAACCUACAUCACAAGAGAGAGCUAUCAGAUGCUGAAGCUCGUGCAAUGGCCAAAGAGAGACAGAAAAAAGACAACCACAACCUGAUUGAAAGGAGAAGGAGGUUCAAUAUCAAUGACCGCAUCAAGGAGCUGGGCACCAUGAUUCCUAAAACGAAUGACCUGGAUGUCCGUUGGAACAAGGGCACUAUUCUCCGAGCUUCAGUGGAUUACAUUAAACGGAUGCAAAAGGACAUCCAGAGAACCAGGGAAGUGGAGAGCAACUUCAAGAGGAUGGAGGUGGUCAAUAAGCAAUUGUGGCUCCGUAUCCAGGAGCUGGAGAUGCAAGCCAGGAUGCACGGUCUGCCUAACACUUCGCCAUCAGGCCUGAACAACAUGGAAACCAUGAACCCGUUUGUGAAGCAGGAGAACAGCCCUGAGGAGAUUCACCACCAGCGACCUCCUCCCCAUCAGCCCCCUCAGCUCCAUCCCCAGCCCCAGCAGCUUCACCCUCAGCAGCUCCACCCUCAGCCGCUCCACCCCCAGGCUUCUCAACUCCACCCCCAGCCACCGCUGCAGCACUCGGCCGUAGGCAGCACACAGCAGUUCGACUUCAACCACUCACUGGACUGGUGCGAUGGCAGCAUACCAGGUUAUACUGAUGGCAUGGGGUGCCUGGGAGAUUUGGGCUCUAUAGGAGGCACGGCUAGUAACACCAUGGUUCACACGGGCAAGAAGAACGAGAUGGCCUGGAUGGACGACGCGCUGUCGCCGCUGGACACAGACCCACUGCUCUCAGCCAUGUCGCCCGAGGAGUCUGUGGACAGCAGCCGCCGUAGCAGCUUCAGCAUAGACGACUCGGACAUACUGUGAAAUGGCUCCAGCAUGAAUAUUAACACGUACACACACCAAUUUUGUUCCAACAUAAAGGGCAACGGCACCUGCUACUUCUCAUAUCUUCACAUUCAUUUUUAGGGUACCUAUAUACUAUUUGGCAGGCAAUAAAACCAGUUUAUUCCCUUAGAUAUGAUUUGAUUCACGUUCAUAAACUCAUCAAAAACUAAAUCAGGUACUUACAUUUCUUAUAUAUACAUAAAUACAAAAUAAAGAAAAAGCAAGAUACAUAGCAAUACUACCAUAAAUCAAAAAAGGCCAUUUUAUCCAGAAAAAAAAAACAUUUAAGCAUUUGUUGGCAAUAAAAAUAAGUAGCAAACAAUUUUUAGUUCUCACUCCAAGCACACAGCUUUAAUCAGUGCCUUACUAUUAGCCUUCAGCAUUAAACCAAUGGGGGAAGAAAGGGGAGUAUAGAUUGAUAAUAGAUAUGCAUACAGUAUGUUUUUUUUAAUUAAAUUUUAUCGUCCAAAGGCAGCUUUUUCUCAGGCAUUAAAAAAAAAAACUCAUCAGGGAGAUCAUCCCAAACAAAAAGGAUCUAAGGUAACCCUUUAUUUGCAGAUUCCUUUUUGAAGGCAUUCAAAAAAUGUUCAUAAAUCCUGUAUAGACGUUUAUAUGAUUUUUUAAAAAAUAUUAUGACCUAAUAUAAAUGUCUAUAUAAAUGUAAAUACGUGGGUUGAUGGUAGCUCAGAGGUUAAGGUUCUUACGCUAGUGUCCAGAAGUCACAAAAGUGAACUAGUUCCUUAAUCCUCAGCUCAUCAUUCUAGAUUCUAGAUUCUGCCUCCCUUAGGUUAUAUGGUGUGUUAGGAACUGUACCUAAAGUAUUAUUACUCUUUCAAAGUAGAUCCUUGAAGAAAUAAGUAAUACUUAAGUAAAUAACAGUGUACUAAAUGGGCUUGGUUUCAAUAUUAGUGCCAUGUGCAUUAGGUGAUUAGUGUAGUAGGAUGAUCAAGGUGCUAGAAAAAAAAGUGCAGGUGGUACAGAGCAUGAAGCUAGCCUGUUAAUCCAGCCAGUGUACCUCUUCAGCAAGUCAAAAUGUCCCCCAUGAAGUGUGAAUCGAAAAGGGUGUCAUGCUUAACCUUCCGGUUCUGUUCACCACUCACUCGUAUUGACCCAGGCCAUUUUUUUGGUUUUUGAUUUAAUAGCAACACGGCUAUAAUAUCUUCAUCAUAGUUAUUAGCAGUAGAAGCAAUAAUCACACACGUGGUCCUCAUUCAUACACUCCUUACAGCAGCAUGCGCAUGUGUGUGUGUGUGCAUGUGUGUGUGUACGCACUGUAAAUAAAUAUGGAGAGUGAUGGAGUAAUGGAUCAAUCAUUUUCCCUUUUCUUUUACUUUUGUUACUCUGAAUGACCCCCAAUAUAAAUUCUUGUGAUAUAAAUAUAAUUAUUUUUUAUGUUUUAUUAGAGAAAUAAAUGCAAGCGAAAAGUUUCAUGUUGAAAAGAUUCAAACGUGAUUUGGGUCAUUUUACCCUGAACAGAACAUGAGGUUUAAGCUCCUCAUUGCUAUGUGCACUUCCUCUCUGGCCCAGGGCAAGGAUCUCAUGUGCAAUUACAGCUAUAAAAUUUAAAUAUAUAUAUACAUAAAAAAAAAUAUUUAAAAAAAAAAAAAAAAAAAAGAAUAGGUAAAAGAAAAGUGGUCUUUGUAAUGUUUUUUUUUUCCUUCUCUCUCCCAAAGCACUGAAGAAAAUAUUGUGAUUCGAUGGCUUUAUAAUAGAUGAUUAAAAUAAAAAUAAAAAAAUAAAAAAAGAUUUUAUAUGCCACUAAGCCACUUAAGUGUAUUUUUUAUCUUAUGUAACUUUUUAUUUUUUAUUUGAUCUUCCAAAAAUGACCUUUGCUAUCUCAGUGCAGAGCCAUUGAAAUAUGAAAAUAUUUAAACCACUAGCCUUAUUAUACAUGGUCAGCAGAGCCGUGUAAUUUUUUUUUUUAUGUUAGAAUUUAUCAGGCUUUUAAGAACGUAAAGAACAUGUAUCAUGUUUUUAUAUUGAUUUGAUUUUUUUUUUUAACAUAGUUAUUCAAAAAAAAAAUAUGAUAUAUAUAUAGAAUGAGUGAUGAUUCUGUAAUUUUAUCAGUUUUAAUUAAAACUUUGUGAAUGUGAAUUUUUCCUGUUGUACAGUUAAAGUAGUUUUAAGUAAGCAGCAUGAUUUAUUUUUUUUUUUCUUUCCAUGGUGCCUUUCUUUUCCUAAAACUACACCCCCUUAUACUGCAAUUAAAGACAACCUGCCUCAGAGUUUCAACUGUUUUCACACCGGGUCAGUGGCUCAGAGCUUACUGACUUCUAUUUCCUCAGACUUUUAAAGUCCAGUUUCAUCCACAGCCAGCAUUCAAAGAGUUGUUCUGUGAGCCUAUGCAAAUCUUUGACUUGGUAAACUGUAACAGACGGAAGCUUUUCUGAGCUGCUACAGCGAUGGGGUUCUUCUAAUUUUGCUUAAAUGUGCUUUUUUUUUUCAUGUUAUUUUCCAGGAAUGACAAGGUUUGCCAUAAAUGAAGGAAUAAGAUCCUCCCUUCAGAUAACAAGGCAGAUUGUGAUUUAAAUGAUUGUUACUGUUUUAGCAAACACAUCCAAAAGCCUUUUGAAUUCAAUCUUGUAAAAUUUUAUGGAAGUGAAUGACAUCUAUUAUUAAAUGUAUUUAAGAUGAUUA